AUGGUGAGUCAAGCGGGUGGCGUGGACCGGCAGCACGUGGUGUUCAGCGAUGAAUCUCGCCUCUGUCCGUGCGGAGAUGACCAGAGAAUUAGCGUGUGGAGCACCCUGGCAAACGUGAAACCCCGCGGUUUACUGCCAAACGCAAAACGGCUCAGAGACCUGGUGUCAUGCCAACAACCUAAUGACAUUAAUCCCAAAAUGCAAGAAAACGUUAAAAAAUUGUUUAACAUUACUGGAGCUUGGAACCACAAACGAGUUAAUCUCUUCUACAAGCAAAUUGUGAGAAACAUUCAAGGAUAUCCUAUAAAAAUGACAAAAUUUUUCUACGCCCCUUAUUCAUUUGAAAACGGCACGUGGAUCAAAAACCUUUGUUUUCGAGGACGUGAUCUUUGCGUUCGUGAUACCAUUGUAAAACACUUGAACGCCACGCUAAUAGAAGUAAACCCGAAGGAGAGUGGAUUCGGGAAUGUGAGGCAAAACGGAUCUGCCACCGGCCUAAGAGCCGAAAUAGUGUACGGCAGAGCCGAUAUUGCCUUCAUCACGCGUUUUCUCCUCCCUCUGAAAGUGCAAUAUUUCGAGACCACGCGGGUAUUUGAAGUGGGGGCAUACGUGGGGUUGGUGCGCCGUGCCCCAGAAGUCCCGGAGAUCCUGAAACUGGUGCUGGCGUUUGAAGGCCCUGUCUGGCUAGCGCUGCUGGCCACCACUCUCCUGUUCCCACUGACUUGGGCCGGCGGGAGGGCAGACUUUCCGAAGUGCGUUUUUCUGACGUGGGGAAUCCUGGUGCAGCAAGGAGUUCACCUUCCGUCCUGCGGGUUGAGGCAUCGUAUGUGCUUCCUUCUGUGGGCGCUCUUCACUCUGGUUCUGGCCACGGCGUUUGUGGCCGCGUACACCGACCUCCUCGUGUCGCGAGUGCGUCUGGAGGACGUGGACACUCUUGACGACUUCUUAGCCAGGGGCCUCACUCUUUUGAUCCCCAACAGCCUCAAGGAGCGCGACUUUAGCGAGCGCCUACGCGGGAGGACGCGAGCGACCACGCACGACAUGGGCAGAGCGCUAGCUCAGAUGCCAUGUGCUGUUGGGCCCCGCAGGUUCGAGGAGGUGCUGUUGGCGCCCAACGUGGGGCUGAGCGGCAGUCGCGUGGCCGCCGAGUGGGCGUUGCGCCUGGCGCGCUUCUGCGCCGCCGACGGGCAGCCCCUGCUGCACCUCAUGCGGCAGCACCUCUUCUCCUACUUGGGCGCGUACGAGGUGCGCCGCGUCUGGCGUUGCAGCGGCCCCACCGCGACGCGCUUCCCACUGCAGAACCCAGCGCCGCCCGGUAGCCGCAUUGCGAUGCGGUUGGAAAAGUCG
Molecule: messenger RNA, 1347 nt
Organism: Gryllus bimaculatus (two-spotted cricket)
Lineage: Eukaryota; Metazoa; Arthropoda; Insecta; Orthoptera; Gryllidae
Source: the annotation of a GenBank genome assembly